AUGACUUCGAUCAACAUUAGGGAAUCCUUGAUACCAGAAUUAGGUAAUAGAGUUGCCCUCAUUACAGGUGGUGCGUCCGGUAUUGGGUAUGCAGCUGCGUGCAUCAUGGCGGCCAAGGGCGCUACAGUCCAUGUCCUAGACCUCUCACUACCAGAUAGCGAGGAACAUAAGAGCCAUCUGAACAUAAUAUUCCAUGUCGUCGAUAUUUCAGACUGGGCACAGCUGCGGGACAAGUUUGCUGAAAUUGGGCGGAUUGACUACGCGUUCGCCAAUGCUGGUGUGACCGAGGAGACGAAUUAUUUCGCAGAUACAUUCGACGAUAAGGGAAAUCUCCUGGAGCCUAGCAAUCGAAUACUCGAUGUUAACUUCAAAGGACCAAUCAACCUCAUCAAGCUUGCUUGGAGCUCUAUGAAGGCGCAUGGUGUUGCUGGAAGUAUCGUCCUGACUACCAGUGCGACUGCGUACGCUCCGGAGCAGUCAUUACCGGUCUAUGCAGGAGCCAAGCAUGGACUCAUUGGAUUGAUUCGAGCUCUUAGAUCUAUCAUCGCCGGAGACAAUAUCACCAUCAAUGGUGUUGCUCCCGCCGCGACGAUCACAAAGUUACUUCCGCAGGACCUUGCUGCCCCUAUCAUCGCGAUGGGCUUGCCGGUGAGCUCGGCUCACUUUGUUGGUCUUGCUUUAGUCUUUUCGGCGACGGCAAAGCAGGCUAGGAGGGUGGAACCCUACGGAAAGGAGACCGAGAAAGAUGCGUUGGCGGAAGAACGAUGGAAUGGGCGAGUCAUCCUCACACUCGGAGAUCAGUACACAGAGAUGGAAGGGCCGUUGGCUGAGCUGCGUCCGUUCUGGUUUGGUCGGUCGAACCUUGAGCUGACGAGGCUGCAACAGGCGGCUACGGACUUCCGCUAGUUGGUGAACGGGACGAGAGGGGCUUGCUAAGAAGUGUCAGCGUGAAUGAAGUAGAUGGACGCUUCGAAGCUUGAAAUAUUGAAGAGGACCAGUGGUCUGUAGUUUCAUAGGAG
Pseudovirgaria hyperparasitica is the source of this 1019-nucleotide messenger RNA. Its product is annotated as short chain dehydrogenase reductase. Gene Ontology annotation, molecular function: oxidoreductase activity. The transcript has 3 exons. The coding region runs from base 1 to 906 and encodes 301 amino acids. The record is from RefSeq and is a predicted model, not a curated record. NCBI's taxonomy places the organism in Eukaryota, Fungi, Ascomycota, Dothideomycetes, Acrospermales, Acrospermaceae.